AUGGAGCUGGAGAUGGAGGUGGAUAACCCUGAAGUGCCAAAGGAACAGCAAGAGAAAAUGCAAGAGCAACCGCAAGGGGAAGUGUCAAAGGCUGCAGCACCUGAAACAGUAGAAUCAGUUCCUGUUAGUGAGACUGUAUUAUCGACACCACAUGAAGUGGCCAGGCCAAAUGCUAACUGGCAUAUUCACAAAGGGCCCAAUUUUAUCUCAUAUGUGCAUAUUGGAACAGAGGCCAUCCAAAUUGACAGAUAUUUAAAAAUUACAAAGAAUGAAGUUCAAGUAGUUUUGGAGGGGAAAAAAUUGGAUUUUCCUUUGACUCUUACCUCGUUUGAUGAUGUUUCAAGUGCGCUCAAAGAACUGGAGGCCCUUGUUCCUAGUCCAGGGACUGGACAUGAGGGUAGAAGAGACUUCAAGUGCAGCCACUUUCUUCAACCCAUCAACCAAGCUCGAAGUAAUAAGCUGCCGCCAAGGUGUCUUGCCUGUGCCAAUAGAAAGAGAGCAAUUGCCAAAGGUAAGAGAAGAGCAGAAGCAGCUAAAUUUAAGAGACUUCAAUUGGCACAAGUGAAAAGAAAAGAAACAAAGUCACUGAGGCAAAAAGUGAAAUGUCGUGACAAAAAGAUCAAUUCACUAGAGGAAAAGCUAAAAACUUUGCAAGGUUUAUAUGAUGCCUUAGAAAAAGCCCAAGUGAUUGAAUAUGUAUGUACUCUACCAGAGAAAUGGAGGUUUGCUGUGCUGGCCUGCUUUGAGGCAGCUAAAGCGAAGAAACCAUGUGGAAGGCGGUACACAAAUCAAUGGAUUUAUGAAUGUGCCCUUUUAAGAAUAAAAUCACUGGCCUUGUACAAAAAGAUGCUUCGAGAUAAUUUCCUGCCUUUGCCUUCUCUGAGGACCAUACAAAGGUAUAUGAAGAAACUCAAGCCUUCUUAUGGGUUCCAGGAAAAUGUUUUCAAUCUGUUGAAAGAAAAAGCAGAACACAUAGCUCUGGAUGAAAGGCAUGGUAAGUACAUCAAUGAACAUUAUUUAAAGACUUUUGACAAAAAAAAAGUAGAUCUUACCGUUUCAAUUGUGUUUCUCACAGGUAGCUUGCUUGUAGAUGAAAUAACGCUAGCAGAAGGAGUGCAUUAUGACAAAAUUACCCUUAGAGUCAAGGGGCUUGUGUUCUUGGCUCAGUACACGCCUGAGAACCAAAAAGAUGCUCCUGCAGACCAUGCAUUGACUUUUAUGUUCCAGAGCUUCAAGGGUCAAUACUUUCAGUCAAUUGGGGUCUUUUUAACAAAAGGAGCAGCAAAAGGGCCUGAGCUUGCCAAGCUUAUCAUUGAAGCAAUCGGCCUUCUUGAGAACAGUGGAUUUUAUGUGGAUGCAGUUGUUACAGAUGCACACCCCUGUAACAGAAAUAUGUGGACAGAGUUUGGUUUGAGAAAAAAACAUUUUGAAAAGGAAGGACCAUCAAGAAAGAAAAAUGAGAAAAACAAAGAGUUUGAUGAAGAGGAUGAAAAUGAAGAAAAUUUUGACUAUGAACUUCUUGAUAUUGAAAAUUUAAUUCUGGGACAAAAUAAAAAAAAGGCACAGACACAGGAAGACAAACAGCCUAAGAAAAACACACAACCUAAGAAAAAAACUGAUCAAAGAACUCCAGCAGAAGAGUCGGGUAAAUUUGAAACCAGCUGUGAGCAUCCAAUUGAUAAGAACCGGAGGUUGUGGUUUUUUUCAGACUUUCCCCACUUGGUGAAGUCUGUAAAACAAAAAAUUGUUAACGCUGAAGAGAUAGUGACUCCAGAUGGCACUGUAAAACUAAGUCACUGGGCCAUAGUUUGCUGCCAGGAUGAAAAACGAGGGAUUAAAGUUGCUCCCAAAUUGGGCAAGCAACACUUCCAGACAGAGUCAUAUGCAACAAUGAGUGUGAAGAAUGCAUUUUCAUUUUUCAGUGAACAAGUUGCUACGGCCAUGGAGCAUUAUAAAAGCAUUGGGAUCCCAGGAAUGCAGGACUGUGGCCCAUCUGUUGCUUUUAUCAGGAGAAUGAAUGUGCUAAUUGAUGCCAUGAACUCCAACACCAGGCGACAUGGCCUCAAGUGUGAUGAUGAGUUUGGUGAGGAUGAUGAAGACUCACAGCCCCCGGUCUGUCCUGAAUGUCAAAAGACUCACGCUGAAAACACUCCAAGGAGAAGAAAAUCUUCAAGAAAAGUACUGGAAGAUUUUCUAGAGUAUUUAGAGCGUUGGGAGAAAGACCCAAAUUUAAAGAGAGACCAGCGAUUGACUGCCAGUGCUGCGUAUGGACUUCGAGUAUCAUUAACUUCAGCUCUUGAACUAAGCACAUACCUACAUGACAACCUAGGUUUUGAAUAUCUCAUGACAAGAAGGGUCAACCAAGAUGCUCUAGAGGUAAUUUAAACCACUCUGAAGUAUAAUUUUGAGAGACAAUGAAACUUUUA
Messenger RNA from Thrips palmi, 2426 nucleotides. RefSeq lists its product as uncharacterized. The transcript is spliced from 5 exons. NCBI's taxonomy places the organism in Eukaryota, Metazoa, Arthropoda, Insecta, Thysanoptera, Thripidae. The record is from RefSeq and is a predicted model, not a curated record. Bases 1 to 2385 code for a protein of 794 amino acids.